Molecule: messenger RNA, 1478 nt
Organism: Acanthopagrus latus (yellowfin seabream)
Lineage: Eukaryota; Metazoa; Chordata; Actinopteri; Spariformes; Sparidae
Gene: fbxw4
Product: F-box and WD repeat domain containing 4
Exons: 9
Coding region: 201-1370 (389 amino acids)
Biological process (GO): SCF-dependent proteasomal ubiquitin-dependent protein catabolic process
Cellular component (GO): SCF ubiquitin ligase complex
Molecular function (GO): protein binding
Source: RefSeq, a predicted model, not a curated record
UGCCAUCGUCAUCCGCUGUCACGUCUUUCCUAUGAUGGCUUCCGGUUUGCAGUGGUCUGCUCCUCUCUGAAACAUGGAAUAUUGUUUACUUCCUCCAACAACCGCCUUUACAACGUUUUUGUACCGGCCAACACACCGCUGAGAACCCGACAUAGAGUGCACGAGAAGGAGCGAACAGCAGUGCUGUCAGAGCGCUCACCAUGUUGUUUUCCCAGCUGCCAGAGGACGUUCUCUAUCAAAUCUUGUCUUACCUGGAUUACAGAUCUCUCAGUCGCCUCUCUCAAGUUUGUAAAACUAUCUACCACUUUGUAAACCGGGACGCUGUGUGGAGGAAGAUUGCCAAAGACUUUUUGAACACUGGAAUUACUCGGAAUGGGACGGACAUAUAUCAUCAUAUCCCACUGAAGGAGAGAGUCAAGAUAGCUCAGAACUGGUGUGAUGGGGUCUGCAACAGGGCUGUUCCUCUCAAAUGGAAAAUAAAACUUUUGCCAUGGGUACAACUGGAUAGAGACAUGCUGUUUUUGUCCCAGGCUGCUGUCAUUGGAGGGUACAGUCUUUGCCAAGACUCCGGGAGGCUCCAUCGCAACCCAUUUGAAAUCUACUCUGGCCACAAGGGUGAUGUCUGUCGCUUUGUUCUGACCGACACUCAUUUGAUCAGUGGUGGAAGUGAUGGCAAGAUCCUAGUUCACCACAGAAGAAGAGGCGUGAUGCUGGAGUUAUCAGGUCACAACCAGGAAGUCAACUGCCUGGACUCUAAAAAUGGACUCAUCAUCAGUGGAUCCAGAGACCGAACAACCCGGAUCUGGACUUUAACCUCAAGCAGCCCUAGAGACACAAUUGCCAUGCAAGACAGAGUGUGGUCUGUUGCUAUUAGCCCAACACUGAGCUCUUUUGUAACAGGCACUGCAUGCUGUGAGAACUUCUCCCCUCUUAGCAUCUGGGAUGUUGAACGAUUGGAGUGUGUGUGCAUUCUGGGCUCACAGUUUCGUCGUGGUGCUGGUGUGUUGGAUAUGGUGUUUGAGUCUCCAUUCCAGCUCUUCACCUGCGGCUAUGAUACAUUCAUCCGACUGUGGGACCUCCGACUUAGCCCAAGGAAGUGUGCGAUGGAGUGGGAAGAGCCUCACGACAGCGCUCUGUACUGCAUCCAGACUGAUGGAAAUCACAUGAUAGCCAGCGGUUCUUCAUACUAUGGUGUUGUACGACUCUGGGACAAACGGCAAACCAAAUGUCUGCAGUUCUUCCAGCUGAGCUCACAGCCAGCGAGCAGCCCGGUGUACUGCCUGAGGUUCAGCAGCUCUCACCUCUACGCAGCCCUGGCCACCGCCCUGCACUCACUGGACUUUAGCCAGAGCCCCAUCUACAUCAGAUGACACACACACACACACACACACACACACACACACACACACACACACACACACCGAGUUCAUAAACAUCUGAUCUGCUCAAUAAAGCUGUAUAUUUUCACAUUUUCAAAA